AAAAAAAAAAAAAAAAGAAAAAGAAAGAAGAAAGAAGAAGCUUGGAGAGAAGGCUUUCAAGUUCUCUCUCUCUUGUUUCUCUCUCUUGACCUCCAAUUUAUUUUCAUCCUCUUCUUAUCAAGGUCGAGGAAGAGUCUAGAGGAAUCGAAUCGAUACUGAAAAUGAUACUUUCUGUCAUCUCUGGCAGCUGCUUAUCGACUCCUCCCCGGUCCUCUGCCUUCGUACUCGUCUCUUGCACCUAGGGUUUAUAACGCCGCCUUCUUCUUCCAAGAGAAUCAUGCCAACAUUCACUACAAUUGCGUUGGAAAGGUUGUUAGAACCUGGAAGUUCCAGGUCUGUCGAUAAGUCCCUUCCUAAACCUAAGCCUUCUCUGAACUCUGACCGUGCUCCAAGCACGAAGUUGGAGAGGAGAAAUAGCCCAUCAGUUGCUGACAGAAAAAUUCAGCGGCCUCAAAUAAAGCCAGCACUAUAUGCCACUCCAGAGGCAACUCCUCUUCCGGAUUCACCAUCUUCAUUCCCACCUUCCCCUUAUAUUGUCAAUCACAAGCGGCGUGGGCCUCGUCUCUUGAAGAGUUUCUCUGAGGACGAUGUCUCUUCUCGCAAAAAGGUGAAUGAUAAGGAUAUAGGAAAUGGGAACGUGAAGGGUACAGAUAGCAAUGAUGUAAAAUUGACUGAGGGUGCUUCUGUUGUUGUUGACAUGCCUAUUCCAGAUGGACACAGAAAUGGUCUAGAUUGCGCUAGUAGUAGUCAUGUUGGUCAAAAUGGGAGUGUUGAUGAUGAUCCUGGUGCUGCAGGUGUCCAACUUGCGAGCAAUCACAGUAAUCAUGGAAGUAGUAUAAUGAUGAGUAAUGGUGUUACUCGGGAAAAGGAUUCACUGAAAGUCGUGUCAAAUUCAGAAUGUGUGGGAGAUACUGAAGACUUCUUUGACCCACAGGAUUCUUUGAGUGUUGCAAGUAACACAGAUGGAGAGGAUAAUGGUAUUGAACGUUCAGCUAAAAUCGGUACUCCUGUGGGGGAGUUUUAUGAUGCUUUGGAAGCGCUUUCUUCCGAGGGUUUGCCACAACCUUAUAUUUCUGAUAUUGAAGCUGAGUUAUGGGAAAUGAAAUUAACACUAUCAAUGGAGUUGGAGAAGCGAAAGCAGGCCGAGGAAAUACUGGAUAAAUUCCGGGGCCAGUGGCAGAGGCUUAGAGAGCAGCUAUUGCUUGUAGGAUUGACCCUUCCUUCAGAUCCCACAGUAGCCACAGAAGGGAAGCAGUUAGAUUCUGACCCUGCUGAAGAAUUGUGCCGACAAGUUUAUCUUGCUAGGUUUGUGUCAGAUUCUAUUGGAAGAGGUAUAGCGAGGGCAGAGGUGGAGACUGAGAUGGAAGCGCAGCUUGAAGUGAAGAAUUUUGAGAUUGCUCGAUUGCUGGACCGGCUCCAUUACUAUGAGGCAGCAAAUCAUGAAAUGUCCCAAAGGAAUCAAGAAGCUGUAGAUUUGGCGCGACGCGAGAGGUUGAGAAGAAAAAGGAGGCAAAGAUGGAUCUGGGGUUCGGUUGCCACUGCAAUAACACUAGGUACUGUAGUCUUAGCCUGGUCGUACCUUCCAUCGGGAAAAGAUUUGCCAUCCAGCAACAAUUCGAAGGCCGUUGAGCAUGAUGAUGCAACAGUUUGAUGACCGCCGAUACAAGACUUAGAUUAUGUACCAUGUUAUAGAAAGGAAAAAUAAAAAGGAGCCAUACAUCAUAUACAUCUGGUAUAAUGUUGAUAUCAAAUGCCUGCUUUUAGCUGAAGUAUUGGCAUGCCCAAGGUAUAGUUCUUAUAAAUGGUCGGCCCUUGUAAUUAAAGAUGAAAGGGGCUGAUUCUUGAUUUUUUAUUAUUUUUUUUCUUUCUCAGACCUAACAGGGUUAUAACACCUGAAAUUUUUGGCAAUUCAUGCAAUGAUAUACAGUGUAGAAAUGUUUGAUUAGUAUCAAA
Messenger RNA from Cucurbita pepo subsp. pepo (vegetable marrow), 1953 nucleotides. RefSeq lists its product as uncharacterized. Lineage: Eukaryota; Viridiplantae; Streptophyta; Magnoliopsida; Cucurbitales; Cucurbitaceae. The record is from RefSeq and is a predicted model, not a curated record.